Molecule: messenger RNA, 1414 nt
Organism: Myxocyprinus asiaticus (Chinese sucker)
Lineage: Eukaryota; Metazoa; Chordata; Actinopteri; Cypriniformes; Catostomidae
Gene: nsmce4a
Product: NSE4 homolog A, SMC5-SMC6 complex component
Exons: 11
Coding region: 143-1207 (354 amino acids)
Biological process (GO): DNA repair
Cellular component (GO): nucleus; Smc5-Smc6 complex
Source: RefSeq, a predicted model, not a curated record
AAUAUAGGCUAUCGGAAGUGACGUAUGGCAAGCAAAUAAACUUCCUUGAAGUCCCGCGAAGUUUUUACGGUUGAUGCAAAUGACAGGGAUGGACUGUGCACGUUUUAAAGUUUAAAAUCAAGCAGCUUUUCAAACACUGGAGAUGUCUGAUCGGAAGAGGAAGUCUCGAGGGAGUCAAGAGGAGCAGGCAGGACCAUCCAAUGGAGUGGGUGGGCGGAGCAGGCCAGAGUGGGCUGGUGAUAUUGGUGAUGAAGAUGAUAUUGGUGCCGGACCCUCUGGUAUUAGUGAGGAAGAUGAUGAUCCAGCACGCAGGAGAGAGAUCAGAAGCAAGUACAGGGAUCUGAUCAAUUCUGUCCAACAAAAUCGUGAGGACAUGUUGAGCCCUGCCAACAAUAAACUCACUGAUGUUUUAGAAGAGGCCAACAAACUGUUUUCCAGUGUCAGACAGGCUCGCGAAGCAGCACUGGACGCUCAACUCUUGGUACUUGCCACUGAUCUGGGCAAGGAGAAGGCCAGCCAACUACAUGCUGAAGGCUCUGCAUUUGAUCCUACUGCAUUUGCAGAGCAUUUGUUGUCCUUCAUGGGUCUGAAUCGUUUGGAGGAAGAUGAUGAUAAUCAAGAUGGAAACGAUGGAUAUUUACCACAAGAUGCCUGGCAGAAGCUUGCAAAAAGAUCUGAGUACUGCUUCAAAACAGCCCCUUCAUUCCACUACAUGUUGGGCUCAUUUUUGGCAGAGCCUCCCCCGCCACGGCAGAGAGUUGAAAGACAAAGGAAAGCACCCAGCAAAGAAGCAAAACGAAUUAUCCCCACUCAGCUGAAGAAAAUGGAAGAAUCGCACCAAGAGGCUACAGAGAAGGAGGUUGAAAGGAUUCUUGCAUGUCUGCACCGUUACUUCGCCGAUGACCCUGAGUUACCCAUUUCGUAUUACGAAUUCGUCAUCGACCCCCAUUCCUUCUCUCGGACUGUGGAAAACAUUUUCCAUACGUCUUUUCUCAUAAGGGAUGGUCUGGCGAGGAUGUACUUGAAUAAGGAUAAGUUUCCUUGUAUAGCUCCAGUAGAGGAAGGUGAGAUAGAGCCUGGUGGAUCUGCAGUCCGUCAUCAAUGUGUUGUCUCCAUCAGCCAGGCAAGCUGGAGGGAAAUCAUUGAUGCCUUUGAUAUUAAGGAAGCUCUAAUCCCUGUUCCAGAAGUUUUGUCACAGGACAGCUAAGUAAGGAAUAAGUGUAAACAACUGUAAAUCAGCAAAAUUAACAUCUUACGUUGUUAACUGCAAACAACAAAUCAUUUGUAAUUCUACAGUUUUUUUUCUUUUUCUAUAUUUUUAAUGUUGGUGAUCUAAAUUUUAAGAAUUAUAUUCUUGUUUUUUGUAUAAUGUGUAAUAAUUGUGUCUUAUACAAUAAAUGUAAGUGAAUGUGCA